AAAAAUCAGAUAGUUCCGGGGGGGGGACACUUUUAGCGGUAACUCAGGAAAUGCAGACUAUGCGGAAGUGAUUUUUGUUGUCACAAUGGGCAGAGACCAGACCACCCAGGUUAAAAAAUGAUAAGACAAUGGAUUCAAAGGACUAAGAGGGCGAGUAAAUAUAGCAGCUGGCUCUCUUAAAUCCACCGCACCCACAGCUGAGGACAUUGGUGUUCGGAGCGUGGCUGCUGUGUUACGUCGGCUUUCUGCUCUCCGUCAGGAGGAUGUGGACGGGGAAGUACGUCCGCAGUCCCCUCGUCCGCUCCCUGUUUAUGAACAUGGUGAGCGAGAACGACGCGGCCGCGGCGGAGACACAAGAGUGGUACCGGUGCGGUCCUGAGCUGCUGGGAGAAUCAGUGCGACCCAUGUUUGUCCAGAGCCACCUGGACUCAGGCACCAAGGCUUUUCUCAAGCGGAGCGGGGAGAAGUCUGGUUGGCUGUUCACCCAGCUCUACCACUCUUUUGCAUCAACAGUCCUAAGCCCACUGGUCUCACGCACCUCCAUUAACGGGUUUCUGGGUCGCGGCUCUAUGUUUGUGUUUUCCGAGGAGCAGUUCCAGAGGCUACUCGGCAUCGGCCCGGAUUGGAGGGCUGACAGACUCCUGGACCUCGGCGCUGGGGAUGGAGGGGUCACAGAGGUGAUGGGAGCCCAUUUCAGAGAUGUCUAUGCAACUGAAGUCUCAUUACCCAUGAGAUGGCAUCUUCAGAGGAGGAAUUACAAGCUGCUGGGUAUAGAUGAGUGGCAGCAGGCUGGUUUCCAGUACGAUGUGGUCAGCUGUCUGAACCUGCUGGACCGCUGUGACGAUCCUCUGCAUCUCCUGCGGGACAUCAGGCUAUCGCUCGUUCCCAACACAGGGAGACUCAUCCUGGCCGCAGUGCUUCCCUUCCAGCCGUAUGUGGAAGUCGGAGGAAGAUGGCAGCGUCCCAAAGAACAUAUAAAAGUAAAAGGAAAAACGUGGGAGGAGCAAGUGACCAACCUGUCCAAUGAGGUUUUCCAAAGGGCGGGGUUUGAGGUGGAGGCUGUGACCCGGUUGCCAUACCUCUGUGAAGGGGACAUGUAUAACGAUUACUACGUCCUAGACGAUGCCGUUUUUGUCCUCAAGGCCUCAGAGGAUAAGUCUGCCUGAGUUCCAAAUGCACUGUGGGAACGUCAGAGGCUUUAUCUUUAACUUUAUCUUGGUAGGUUGCUCCUGGGUGGAUUUUAGUCCCAAUUUUCCUAGUCUUCAUUCAUAAAACACAGUAUUUCUGACUGUAUUUCUUUAGAAAUGGUGUCAGCUGUGAUGCUCAGGUACUGUAGUUCCUCCAUAUUCCAGCCAUCUAGUGUGACGGUGAUACCUCUACUUUUUAAGCAAAAAAUAACUGAAUGGCAGUUUGCCUAUGUUGAAAUGCCACUAAAAAAACAAAUCAUCUAGGUCAUAUCGCCAUCCUGUAGGUGUUUGUUCUUUAAAGUCUGUUAUCUGUGGGAAAUGUUUACUGUUAGGGUUUCAUCAUUCUGUAAUAUCAACGGGAAUAAUCAUGGUUGAGUUAGCACUUUAAUUAUUUCAGUUUCUAAUGCAAAGUAUCAGUGUAUGCACAUACUUGAUUCAACCAUUCUGAAUUUGGCCUUUUGUAUUUUAAUGCUAAUUUUUUUUUUUUUUUUUUACUUGCUAUUAGUUAUGACCAAAAUAAAAUGAGGCCUUCUUAAAGCGAGCCUAUGUGUGCAUUACCGAAUAAUGUUUAAAGCUGCUCUGCAGUGUUUUAACUUCACCUUUUAGUAUCGGCUCAGCUCGCUUGGAGCCUCAGCCAGGGUGGUAACAGAAAAGUACGGUAAGGUACUAUACUCAGCUUUUGCCAAUGGAAAGCCAAAAAAGAUCGGUUCCAAGUGAGUCGAGUCGGGUCGUACCAUGCAGUGGAAAUCUGGCAGUUGUUCAUCAGCUAUUUGUUAACUUUAUCUGUCUCCUGUUUCAGGGUUUCCCCCCAGUGUAGUGCAAGCCCGGUGGCCUAAGUCUCUGGGAAUUAUUUUUUAUGUAUUUUUAAGACGUUUUACUACAGUUAAUGGGGCCGCUCAGCUGUAAACUUAGUUAUAUUUUCAAAUCUCCAGUUAGCUUUUAGCACUGACUUAUUAAUGUAGGGCCCUAUGGAAUCUAUCUUAUAGCUUUUUUAAAUUCUCAAAUUCGCGAGUCCACCCAUUAUUUGGUAUCACAGAAACUAUUGGGCUCUAGAAUAAUGCUGCCAUCAGUCUGGGACUGGCCCCAGCUGGGCCCUCGUCGAAAAAAGACACUUGCCACCGGGCUAAACAACUUUUCUUGGGGGGAACCCUGCGUUUUUUUUUAGCUGAAAUACAGCUGCAGAUGGAAUUGAAGUUGCUGGUGGAAUGGCCCAAACGCCGUAGAGCUGGGGGACGGGGGAGGGAUUCACUGGGUCACUACACCUACUACGAGCGACCCCUUUGACAUUACAUGUAGUCAUUUGACCCAUUGUUAAAUGAAAUAUACUGAUUAGUGCAGCUGUAAUGCUGAAACAGUGUAACUGUAGAACAAGUA
Messenger RNA from Sander lucioperca (pikeperch), 2561 nucleotides. It is a transcript of the gene mettl9, whose product is annotated as methyltransferase like 9. Bases 264 to 1166 code for a protein of 300 amino acids. Gene Ontology annotation, molecular function: protein-L-histidine N-pros-methyltransferase activity. The record is from RefSeq and is a predicted model, not a curated record. NCBI's taxonomy places the organism in Eukaryota, Metazoa, Chordata, Actinopteri, Perciformes, Percidae. The transcript has 6 exons.